CGCCGUCGCUGAGCAGCCUCCUGGUCCUCAGCAGCGCCCGGAUGGGCUCCAUGAAGACGCGGUUCGAGGGCCUCUGCCUGUUGUCGCUGCUGGUGACCGAGAGCGGCUCGGAGACCUUCGCGGAGAACUGCCUGCUGUGGCUGCGGAGUCUGCAGCACCUGCUCCAGUCCCAGGAUCCCCCUGGCACCAUGGAGCUGGCCGUGCUGGUGCUGCGUGACCUCCUGAGCUACUCUGCCCAGCUGCCGGAACUGGCCCGGGACAUCGCCACCAACCACAUCCCCGGACUGCUCACCUCUUUGCUGGCCCUCAAACCGGAGUGCCAGCUCCCUGUCCUGGAAGGAUGCCAGGCGUGCAUGACGUUUUACCCCCGAGCCUGUGGCUCCUUGCGGGGCAAAUUGGCCACCUACUUCCUGUCUUGCAUGGAUGCGGAGACGCCUCACCUGCAGCAGCUGGCCUGCGAGUGCUACGCGCUCCUGCCUUCUCUGGGAGCAGGUUUCGCACAGGGGCUCAAGUACCGCGAGUCCUGGGAGCAGCAAGCGCAUUCUCUGGUGGCCACGCUGCACCGCCUCCUGGGCAUGCUCUACGAGGGGGCCGAGACGGAACCGCUGCACUACGAUGGGCCGGGAGAGGAAGUGCUGCUGCCGCCGCUGCGGGACGAAGAGACCGACUCCCUCCUCCUCCUCCUGGCAAAACGCCGGUUUGCGGGUUUGGCCAAAUGCCUCUGCCGGAUGCUCAGGAACGAUUUUGGGGCACCUGUCGCGGUCCCCGCCCAGGCCAUCCUGGACCUCGUCUGCCGAGCCCUCGACGUCUCUGUGAAGAACAUGAGCUGGUUUGGCGAUGGACCCCUCCGGAUGCUGCUGCUCCCCUCAAUCCACCUGGAGGCCCUGGACCUCCUGGCCGCCCUCAUCGUGGCUUGCGGUCCUCGCUUGGUGCGGUUUGGGGGAAUCCUCUGCCGCCUCUUUCCCCAGGUGCUGAACGUGUGGCGGGCUGGCCAGGAUCUACCCUCCCCCGGGCUGCAGCGACCUUACAGUGCGGUUCGGGCUCGGCUGUACCAGGUCCUGGAUCUGUGGGUACAAGUGGCCGGAGCAGCCUCUGGGGUCCUGCUGGGGCACAGCAGCCAAAGCGAUGCCCUGCUGGGACACCUGAUCAACGACAUCAGCCCCCCCAGUGACACCCUGAAG
Messenger RNA from Thamnophis sirtalis, 1181 nucleotides. NCBI's taxonomy places the organism in Eukaryota, Metazoa, Chordata, Lepidosauria, Squamata, Natricidae. The record is from RefSeq and is a predicted model, not a curated record.